UUGCGUUCUGCAGUUUAUGCAGCUAAUGCAUUUGGAAUUGGCAUUUUGCGCAACAAAGAACAACAUAGAUAUUUAUCAGGUCUGCAGCGAUGUGGAAAGAGUUGCCGGCUCCGGUGGACAAACUACCUCCGCCCUGAUCUCAAGCAUGGAGAGUUCUCCGAGUGUGAAGAGCAAACCAUAGUCAAACUGCACUCUGUUGUUGGAAACAGGUGGUCCUUGAUAGCCGCGCAGUUGCCAGGGCGCACGGACAACGACGUGAAGAACCACUGGAACACCAAGCUGAAGAAGAAGCUCUCCGGGAUGGGUAUCGAUCCUGUGACCCACAAGCCCUUCUCCCACCUCAUGGCCGAGAUCGCCACGACCCUCGCCCCACCCCAAGUGGCCCACCUUGCGGAGGCCGCCCUCGGCUGCUUCAAGGACGAGAUGCUCCACCUCCUCACCAAGAAGCGCACCGACUUCUCCGGCGGACCCCCUCCGCCGCCGAUGCCGCAGCUAGCCGCCGGCGGUCCGACCAUCACGGCCUUUCCCCCAACGAAUCCGGACGAGGUCAAGGAUGAGACCAUCCGGAGGAUCAAGCUGGGGCUCUCCCGGGCGGUCAUGCAUGAGCCCAAUAGCUCCGACAAGGCGUGGAGUGCGAUGGUGGGGCCCGCUGGGGAGCCGUCCAGUGGGCUUGCUGGGAUGUGCGGAGCAUUCCCGGAACUGGGCGAAGAGGGUUUCGGAUACGAUGAGACCUCGUACGGGAACGACGGGGAGGCGUCCGCGUGGAGCCAGAGCAUUUGCACGGGCAGCACGUGCACGGGGGGAGCGGCGGAACAGAAGCCCGGCAUAUUGCGGGAGAAAGGGGAGGAUGACGAUGGGGAAGAGGCCGAGGGCAGGAAAGAUGACAGAAAAAGGGACGGUGGUAUAUUUGGUGCUGACUGCGUUCUCUGGGACUUACCUGAGGAUCUGAUGAAUCCUCUGGCUUGA
This is a messenger RNA of Ananas comosus (pineapple), 966 nucleotides long. RefSeq names its product transcription factor MYB80. The record is from RefSeq and is a predicted model, not a curated record. The annotation marks the transcript as partial. NCBI's taxonomy places the organism in Eukaryota, Viridiplantae, Streptophyta, Magnoliopsida, Poales, Bromeliaceae. The transcript has 3 exons.